Molecule: messenger RNA, 1020 nt
Organism: Penicillium mononematosum
Lineage: Eukaryota; Fungi; Ascomycota; Eurotiomycetes; Eurotiales; Aspergillaceae
Exons: 2
Coding region: 1-1020 (339 amino acids)
Cellular component (GO): mitochondrion
Source: RefSeq, a predicted model, not a curated record
AUGAGCAUGAAUCGGGAUGCUGUUGUGCAAGAUACAAUAUUAACAAUGGCGACUGUAAAGCAGGAACGGGGUCAGGAACGUCAAGCACAAGCCCCCAGCAAACGCUCCACGCAGCCAACAUGGAAUACCAAGGACCUGGGCAAGCGACUCGGUGUCGAUGUCGCUAGCGCAGCAACAGCCGGCGUGCUGACCUGCCCAUUGAUCACCAUCAUUGAUCGUGCAAUUAUGGAGAAAGCCUCAAAAGGCUUCCCAAUCGGCCAAACAAUCAACAACUGCCUCCGAUCGAUGGUUGCUCGACCCAGCGGCUUCUUCUUCAGCACUCCAUUCAUCCUCAUCUACACCCUAUACACCUCGACCUACCUCACAGCGAACGCAAUAGAUACCCUCAAAUCAACAACACACAACGAGCCCUACAAUGCCAUAGACACAGGCCUCCCCAAGUUCUUCGCAACAACAAUAGUGAACAUGACGAUAUGCGUUUACAAAGACGCGCGCUUCGCCAAAAUGUUCGGCGCCUCUCCUUCCGAAUCUCCAGCUAGAAACAGCACCAUAAACACAAACCUAGUCGCGCGGAAGUACAGCUCCGCUCUGCGCGCCCCACUCCCUCCUUCCGCACCCUCAGCACCAACUCUCCAAAUACCUAAAGUCUCCUACGGCCUCUUCUGUCUCCGCGACAGUAUCACAAUCUGGGCUUCUUUCAAUAUCCCUGCCCUCAUCGCACCCUCAGUCCCAGACUUCCUAGCUUCAAGCUCAACCAUGAAAUCCAGCAUCGCGCAGUUUGCCUGUCCCGCUGCUAUGCAGUUCGCUAGUACGCCCAUGCACCUCCUCGGUUUGGAUCUGUAUAACCGACAGCCGGCCGGUGGUCUGCGCUGGACGGAACGUGUGGCGCGGAUUCGUCGGGACUAUGUGCCUAGUUGCUUUGCGCGCAUGGGCAAGAUUGUUCCUGCGUAUGGUGUUGGUGGUGUGGUCAAUGUGCGGAUGAGGGAUUCCUUGAUGAAGAGAGUCGAGAGCGGGGAGUGA